Molecule: messenger RNA, 4729 nt
Organism: Corythoichthys intestinalis (scribbled pipefish)
Lineage: Eukaryota; Metazoa; Chordata; Actinopteri; Syngnathiformes; Syngnathidae
Gene: esyt1a
Product: extended synaptotagmin-like protein 1a
Exons: 31
Coding region: 467-3700 (1077 amino acids)
Biological process (GO): lipid transport
Cellular component (GO): endoplasmic reticulum membrane; extrinsic component of cytoplasmic side of plasma membrane
Molecular function (GO): phosphatidylinositol binding; phosphatidylcholine binding; calcium ion binding
Source: RefSeq, a predicted model, not a curated record
CAGCUCCUGUGCCUGUUAUGUAAAGAUAACGGGCAGUCAUCGCCUGGUGAGGAUGCUGCUGAGGAGGAGAUGUGUGCGUGCAUGAUUUUGCUGUUUAUUUGAUGGGCUUGCGCGUGGGUUUCCACGCUCGUGCGUGUGAAAUAAUUGGGAUUUGGCGUUAAUCUGCUGGAUUUGACGCGAAGGAGGGCUAGGAGCACAGAGCCCGCCCUUAAAAGAUUACUGCUGCCUGCAGAAGACACGUCCACUAAACACGGAAUGUGUUCUUUCGGGUGCUCUGCGGAACCGACGCGAGAGAAGAGCGGAUUCUUGUCAUGAUUUAACCCACGCUAAUUGUCACUAAAGCGGCCAUCUGCGCACGCUGACGUGGGCUAACUCUUCGCUGAAAGCUCGUAGAGGGAAAGAAGGGGGAAAGAAGAGGGAGCGAGCUGAAGUCGAAAACGGCCAAGUCAAACGCGGCGUUCACGCGAUGCCAUCCGCUGAGGAAGAGGCACGAGCAGGCAUGAGCGGAGGCACCCCGCUUUCCGGCCAAGCCCCCGCAGGAGAACGGGCUGUGGGCGCCCUGUGGUCCUUCGCCAAAUGCCUGAGUGCGCUCCUGCCCGUUUACCUGGCCGGAUAUUAUGGCAUCAGCAUCACCGUGGUCCUGAUCGGGCUCAUGGUCUACAUGGGCUGGAAGCACGGCCGACUGGAUAAAGCGAGGAGGCUCAACGCUGCCAUGUACCUCCUGGAAAACGAGAUGGAAUUCACGACGGAGAAGCUUUCCAGACUCAAACGAGAUCUGCCUCCCUGGGUGAACUUUCCAGAUGUGGAAAAAGCAGAGUGGCUGAAUAAGAUCUUUCAGCAAGCAUGGCCCUUCAUAGGCCAGUUUCUGGAAAAGCUAAUUCUGGAGACCAUCGCUCCAGCCAUCCGAGCCUCCAGUAUUCACCUGCAAACCCUCAGCUUCACCAAGGUCAACCUAGGAGACAAGGCUUUGAAAGUGGUUGGCGUAAAGGCACACACAGAACACGAUAAGAGACAAGUCAUGUUGGAUUUGUAUCUCAGCUACGCCGGUGACGUCGAGAUCAACGUAGAAAUAAAAAAAUACUUUUGCAAGGCUGGAGUAAAAGGAAUUCAGCUCAAUGGCAAGCUUCGUGUGAUCCUUGAGCCUCUGAUUGGAGAUAUACCGCUGGUUGGAGCCGUCACCAUGUUCUUUAUCCGCCGACCAAAACUGGACAUCAACUGGACUGGUCUGACCAACCUAUUGGAUAUCCCCGGAUUGAAUGCCAUGUCGGACACUAUGAUAAUGGAUGCAAUAGCCUCUCAACUGGUCCUUCCCAACCGUCUCACCGUUCCCCUGGUGGCCGACCUGCAGGUUGCACAGCUCCGCUCCCCUCUCCCAAGGGGAGUUGUGCGUAUCCAUCUGCUGGAAGCUGAGGAUCUGACCGCCAAGGACACGGUCAUCAAAGGUCUGAUUGAUGGAAAGUCCGACCCGUAUGCUGUGAUUCGUGUGGGAACGCAGAUCUUCACCUCACAUCAUGUGGACAGCAACUUGAACCCACAGUGGAGGGAAAUGUAUGAGGUGAUUGUCCAUGAAGUACCUGGUCAGGAGUUGGAAGUGGAAGUCUUUGACAAAGACCCAGACCAGGAUGACUUCCUGGGCAGGGUGAAAGUGGAUCUUGAUAUUGUGAAACAAGCCAGAGUUGUGGAUGAUUGGUUCAAUCUGAGGGACGUUCCAUCCGGCAGCGUUCACCUCCGACUGGAGUGGCUCUCGCUUCUGUCCUCUGCUGACAGAUUAACUGAGGUGAUCCAGAGAAACCAGAACCUGACCAGCAAAACCGCCGAUCCACCAUCUGCUGCUAUUUUGGCCAUCUAUCUUGAUCAGGCUCAAGAUCUGCCUAUGAGAAAGGGCAAUAAGGACCCAAGCCCGAUGGUGCAAAUCUCCAUCCAGGAUACAACAAAAGAGAGCAAGACUUGCUACGGGUGCAGCAACCCUGCGUGGGAGGAAGCAUUUACCUUUUUUAUCCAGGACCCUCGCAAACAAGAUAUUGAUAUUCAAGUGAAGGAUGAUGACCGAGCAUUAUCCCUGGGCAGCCUGACCAUCCCUUUGGCCCGCCUUCUGGGGUGGCCUAAACUCACCCUGGACCAGUGGUUCCAAUUAGAGAAUUCUGGUUCUGGAAGCCGCAUCUACAUCAAAAUUGUUUUACGGGUUUUGUGGCUAAGCGAUGAUGCCACUCCCACCACUCCGUCACCCCGCCCAUUAGCUCCUGGGUCCAGCGCUGGUCAUGGGGGAAUCACAGCAGAACUAAACCCGAUGGGACCUGGUGGCCUAGCUAAACCACCCCCAUCACGCCCGCAGCACACCACGCCCGACCCUGAGUUUGCCACUGAGGGAGUGCUUCGAAUCCAUCUGCUAGAGGCCCAAAACCUAAUUGCCAAGGACAACUUCAUGGGAGGCAUGGUCAAAGGGAAGAGUGACCCCUAUGUCAAGAUCCGUGUGGCUGGAAUCACUUUCCGCAGUCACACCAUCAAAGAGAACCUCAAUCCCAUCUGGAAUGAACUCUAUGAGGUGAUUUUGACUCAACUUCCUGGCCAAGAGAUCCAGUUUGAAUUAUUUGACAAGGACAUCGAUCAGGAUGACUUUCUGGGAAGGUUCAAACUCAACUUGCGUGACAUCAUCAGUGGGCAGUUUAUUGAUACGUGGUACACUUUAAAUGACGUCAAGUCAGGCAGAGUUCACCUGCUGCUAGAAUGGCUGCCUAGAGUGGUUGAUUUACCCAGACUGGAGCAGAUUCUGCAGUACCAGUCCCAGCAGUCAUUCCAGAACAAAAUUGUUCCAUCAUCAGCCGUGCUCUUUGUGUAUAUGGAGCGUGCUCACGGCCUGCCAUUAAAGAAAAACGGAAAAGAGCCAAAGGUUGGAGUUGAGGUCAUCUUAAAAAAUGUAUCCUAUCGAACUAAGGUCAGUGAGCGGUCCACAUCGCCUCGAUGGGAUGAAGCAUUUCAUUUCUUGGUUCGAGAUCCCAGAGAUGAAACGCUCACUGUCAAGCUUUCCCACAGUUGGGGCCAGACUCUAGGCUCCCUGACUCUCACACUCAGGGAGGUGAUGGCUGAGCCAAACUUGGUGCUGGACCGCUGGCUUACCCUGGAUGGAGCGCUGCCUGAGAGUCAGAUCUUGCUGAGGGCCACUCUCAAGAUCUUGGACACUCAGUUGGCGGUGUGCCGCAGGGCCCCGGGAGAUGAGAGCAUUGGUGACACAGUCAUUCCCAGAUGGGAUCCUUCCCAUCUGGAUUUAAGGAACAGAACAGGAUUCCCAAUGGUCAGUGACGCCUCAAAUACUUCAAGCCAAGUGAAGCUCAGUGUUGGAUACUCCACAGAGGAAAGCAGACUUUUCAUCACCGUCCAUGCAUGCAGAGCCCUGAUAGCCUGCUCCAAAGAUGGUGCCGAUUCCUAUGUUACAUUCAUGCUGCUGCCUGACAAGAAAGGAACCACGAAAAGGAGAACAGCAACCAAGAAGAGGGACCUCAACCCGGAAUUCAAUGAGAGAUUUGACUUUGAUCUCUCUCUGGAGGAGUCAGCGCAGAGAAGGUUGGAUCUAUCCGUGAAGAACAGCGUCUCCUUCAUGAGUAGAGAGAGGGAGCUUAUUGGCAAACUGCAGUUGGACCUGGACCAAAUUGACCUGAAGACUGGUGUCACGCAGUGGUACGAUUUGGUACCAGAGUCAAAUUAGAAGAAUAAAUGCUGAUCUUCGGUACUAUCUACCAUUUUAGUGUUGCUUCUGUGAUCUGUGAGUUGUGUGUGUGUAUUCAGCUUAAAUAACAAUUUCCAUAUUUGCUGGAGAAAAAAAAGACAGCACAUCUACUCCACAAAAAAGCAGUCCAUCAGUAUUUACGAGGGGAAGCGAGCUUGUCAUCUAUAAAAUGUUAACUGUCAAGAAUCCUUGCUUCUUUUCAACACAUUUUUCAGUAGAAUAUUUGGCUGGAUAGAUAUUUAAUAAUGCAACUAUGUUGCACAAAUUAACAUGUUUGUAUAUGUUGCAUAUAAGUAUAUGAAAUCAUAAUAUAAAAACCUGUAAGAGUCCUUUAAAAAUUGUAUUCUCACAAGGGCUUGGUAUUCAAAGGUACGACAAUGUUGUACAAAUUUAUAGCCUCUAAUAUGACUGAAAUAAGAUUUUUUUUUUUUUUUUACAAUCUUAAUACAGAUCCCAAUAUUAUUUUGUUUGUGUGUUUAUAUUGUUGCCUUAACAGAAAAGUAUAUCGGGACAGUAUUUCAUGUUUAUGUUCCUAAUGAAGUUUUAUAUGUUUUACAUGGAGCUUUGUGAGGAAAUGUUCUUUUUAUAAAUUGAAGUAUUACAAAAUGAGAUCCUUGUGAUUAUCUUUGGCAACAGAACAAUGGUACUUUCAGCAGUCUCAAUCACUGUGCUUUUAUGAAGAAAAGACUUUGACAGUAUCAACUCAUGGCAUGCUUGCUUUCUUGCAUUCGUAGUGCUUGAUUCAACAAUUUAAUGCUGUUCGCCAUGUUUGUCACGCAAAGCAGCUGUUUCAUAAUGAGAAAUUAGUAAAUAUAGUAGGAAGUAGUGAUGGGAAUUUGUGUUGCACGGUUGUCACUUUAUCACAAAGAUUCUAUGAUGCUUGCGUGUGUAUUUGGCAAAGAAAACAGUGCUUAAGGUUUCACUGAAAACUGCUGUUUUUUGUUGUUGUUUUUUUAAAUUUAAUAUAAGUAAUAUGAUGGCGUUGAAUAAAGUUUGCAUUCCCAUGAA